CCGCCUGCCUCUGCCUCCCGAGUGCUGGGAUUAAAGGCGUGCGCCACCACCGCCCGGCUACUAAAAGCUUUCUUAAGAACACUGACCUUCCAGAGGACCCAGGUUCGGUUCCCAGCACUCAGGAAGCAACUCACAACUGUUUAUUACUCCAGUUCCAGGGCAUCAAAAGCCCUCUCCUGGCAUCCACAUGCACCAGGCACAAAUAUGGUGCACAGACGUGCAUGCAUGUGUAAACAACCGUACACAUAGAAUAAACAUCUUAAAGACCCAAACAACAACACAAAUCAGCUGUCAUGAUAGCUCAGCAGGUACUGUGACCUGACUCAUCUCCAGGGCCACGUUGGGGGAGGACAGCACUGACUCCUGAGUUGUCUCCAUUCGGGUCCAUUUGGGACUGAGGCAUAGACUUGGAGCUGGUGCAUGGAGGGCCUGCAUAUAAAGGUGGCAGGGGCAAGUGCAGGUGCCACUUCUUCCAGCUGUUGCUGUGGGGGCCGCUGCCGAUCACAGACCUCGGCCUGAGGUGACAGAAGUCCAAGCCAGUUUGCUGUGGCUAAUGGAUAAUGACAGUGGGAGUGGAAACAUCCACGGACCACUUAGCUGUCUUUGAAAGGGGAGGACCAUGUUACUCCACUGAUUGUAGGUGUGUGCCACCACUGCCCGGCUUGAACGAGCCUUCACCAUUGGAGGGUUUUCCAUGACACUGGCUGCCUGCUUUGGGGGCACUGAACCGUUUUUGGCUGGGAUUGAAGGAAACACAGAACAUGGCCUGGGACAAACCAAGAAAUAUACAGAUUUUGAAUAUGGUAACUAGGCAAGAGGCACCUUGGACUAAUUUCUAAGGUUCUCUCUCUGGCUUUGCUCAUAGUGCAUUUGGUGUUACCAUAGAGAAAACACAAGAUGCAGUUGAUGACCUUACACAGGAGUAUGCAGAACCAUGACUGGGAUGCUGUGUACAUGUACAGUGGUCUUCCAGGAAUGGCAAGCGGUAGCCUGGCAGAACUAGCGUAAGCCUGGCAAACUAGUCUUUAGAGCUCUUAAAAAGUUACUGACCUGGGACCUAGACAGCCCUCUACUCCCCUACCCAUGUUCUGAUACUAAUAGGUUUUACUUCAUGUGCCAGGAUUGUUUGCGAGGAAGGUUGUGUAUUUGCACCACGUGCACCACGUGACUAAGGACGCAAGAGCCUUAGGGCAUCAGAUCCCCGGGAAGUGUAGUAACAGGAAGUUGUGAGUUACCACGUGGGUGCUGGGAAACGAAUUGUGAUCCUCUGCAAGAGCAGCAAGUGCCCUGAACCUCUGAGCCGUUUCUCCAGACCCUCAGUGUGGUUUCUUGAAGUCUGGGAUGGAAAGAACCCACGAUAUCCACUAGGAGUAGGGAGCUGAAAAAGCAAACAAGGCCUGGUGGGCAGGGCGAGGAUCGGAGAGCUGGCGCUCUUGCACUGGGCCAAUCAUGGAACGCUGUUGGCCGAUUGGUGGUUGCCAUGGCUACUGGUACUUUCGCUAGACUUGUAGAAGCAGACUCUCUUGACCUAGACCAAUCACGACAUGCCUAACACCGAUUGGUGGUUGCCAUGACUGCGGGCUCUCAGCUUGGCAAUAUGGCGUCGGCUGGGCGGCGAAGACUGCCGCUUUUUCUCCUCUGGAAUAUUGGGGGCUUGUGAAUCAGACGCAUCCUCGGGAUGGGUUCUCUGUCGCUACUCGGCCUCCUUUGGGGAUUUUUCCUGCUCCAGGACGUCCUGAAACCGCUGCGUGGGGACCCGGUUUUUAUCCCAUCUUUCAUACGAAUGUCCAGCCCUGAAGUCAGCGCAUCCCUUGUCGGAGGCAGUGAGGAUGUCACCGUCUCUCUGAUUCCGCUGCAGAUCGAGAAAGGAGUGUUGCCAGUUCCUACUUGUGGUGGUCUCAGCAAUGAGACAGGAGAUUGGAAUGUGACUGUGAGCCCCGGUGUGAACGCGCUGGAAGUGACGGUCCGGUGGAAGAGGGGCCUGGACUGGUGCUCCUCAAACGAGACUGCAUCCUUCUCGGAGCUUCCUUGCCUCUUGCAGACGCUGCUGGUUUCAGCAUCCCACAAUGCAUCCUGUUUAGCACAUCUGCUCAUUCAGGUGGAGAUUUAUCCCAAUGCGUCUGUGACCCACAAUGCAUCAGAUAACAUGACCGUCAUUCCUAACCAAGUCUACCAGCCUCUGGGUCCCUGUCCUUGCGACUUGACAGCCAAGGCCUGUGACAUUCGCUGCUGCUGUGACCAAGACUGCCAGCCGGAAGUAAAGGAGCUGUUCCAGCAGUCCUGCUUCUCCGGUGUGUUUGGAGGGGACGUCAACCCUCCCUUCGACCAGCGCUGUGCUGUGGGCACCACUCAUGAGACCCUGGACUGGUUUCCUUUCCUGUGUGUGCAGUCACCCCCCUCCACCUCGCCUUUCCUCGGUUACUUCUAUCAUGGUGCCAUUUCCCCUAGACAUGACCCCGCCUUUGAAGCCCAUCUGCACCUUGACCUGAGAGACUUUGCUGAUGCUGGCUACAAACAAGGAGAUCCCAUCAUGACCACAAUGGGGUAUUUUACUGUCCCUCAGGUCUCCCUGGCUGGACAGUGUCUGCAGGAUGCUCCAGUGGCUUUCCUGAGGAAUUUUGAUAUUAAAUGUACCAUCAAUCUGGAAGCACACCAAGAACGAGAUGGCACUGUCCCUGAGAAUGUGAAGAUUCGCACGGCGGGAGGUCUGGUCACACCAAGAGUAAGCUAUGAGCAAGCUGCUGACCUGGACAAACGCAUCUCCAGUCCAGACACACUUCAGAACAGUGGAUCUGCCUCCAGAAAUGUGAGCGUUGAAGAGCAUUACGUUUUCAGAUGGCAAAAUAAUUCUGUCAGCGGACUAGACAUCACAGUCAUCAGGGCAGAGAUCAGUGCCCACCAGAAAGGAACAAUGGCCCAAAGAUUCACAGUGAAGUUUUUAAACCAUGACAGUGGUGAUGAGAAGGAAUCUUCUGGAAACCCAGGUUACCAGCUUGGCAAGCCUGUCCGAGCCCUGCAUACCGAUGGGAUGAAUGUCACUGCGUUGCACCUCUGGCAGCCAGCUGGAAGGGGCUUGUGCACAUCAGCCGCUCUCAGACCCAUUUUAUUUGGAGAGAAUGUACUUGCCGGCUGCCUUUUGGAGGUUGGGAUUAAUGAGAACUGUACGCAGCUCCGGGAGAACGUCCUCCAGAGGCUGGAUUUGCUGAUACAAGCAACUCAUGUCGCAAGGAGAGGCAACUCGGAUUACAGCGAUCCGAGUGAUGGCUGGCUGGAGAUCAUUCGUGCUGACGCCCCUGAGACAGGUGCUGACCUGCCCCUGAGCAGCGCAAAUGGCAUCUGCCUAGAAGUUCCUGCCCAGCUCACCAUCCGCAUCCUCUUUGCCGAAGCUGGUUCUGUGGAAGGGGUGGCUCAGCAUGAGAUCCUCGGCGUGGAGACGAGGGUCUCCACAGUGACCUGGCAGUACCAGUGUGGGCUCACCUGUGAGGACAAGGCCGCUCUUCUCCCUCUCAGUGCUUCCGUUCAGUUCAUUAAAAUCCCUGCGCAGAUGCCCCGCCCUCCAACGAGAUUCCAGAUCAGCUUCACAGAGUAUGACUGUACCCGGAAUGAGCUGUGCUGGCCUCAACUUCUGUAUCCUCUGACCCAAUAUUACCAAGGAGAGCCUCGUUCCCAGUGUGUCGCCAAAGGCCUAAUGCUGCUGUCGCUCCUGCUGCUGGCCACACUCGUCAGCCAUCCUUGGAUGAGACCGUGCAGAGGCCGGUGCUCGGCUCCCAUCUCCUGCUGAGUUUGCUCGAGGACUCAGAGCAUGCACUCAGUGGCUCCCUGUAGGCCGGUGUGCCUCUCUGAAACCUUUUGUUUGAGACAGGGUCUCACUAUGUAGCCCAGGCUGCCCUCUUAGUACACUGGGAUCUUCCUGCCUCUGCCUCCAGAGUGCCGGGACUGAAGGUGUGCACCACCAUGCCUAGCCUCCCUGAAACAUUUUAAUAAACAAAAUGUCUAUUUUUAUAGAAAUUCUUGGUGUUAAGUGAAUUUAAGUCAAUUAUCCAGAUAUUCAGAGUUGCACAGAGUGAUCCUUCUUGCUGCCGGCUGGCUUCAGGGGAGCUGCUAGUGUCCCUGAAUGUCAGAGACCUAAGCCUAGCACGAAUUCCUAAUCACAGGAUUUUUGGUUUUGACCAUACUUAAUGCAAGCAUAUAAGAAUUAAGAAAG
Arvicola amphibius (Eurasian water vole) is the source of this 4204-nucleotide messenger RNA. It is a transcript of the gene Tctn2, whose product is annotated as tectonic family member 2. The coding region runs from base 1679 to 3781 and encodes 700 amino acids. The record is from RefSeq and is a predicted model, not a curated record. Lineage: Eukaryota; Metazoa; Chordata; Mammalia; Rodentia; Cricetidae. Gene Ontology annotation, biological process: cilium assembly; smoothened signaling pathway; protein localization to ciliary transition zone. The transcript is spliced from 18 exons. Gene Ontology annotation, cellular component: MKS complex.